UCUUGGCAUGGCGGGACCCAGAGCCACGACCACGCAGCGGAGGAGGAAGACCUUUCAUUCCUGCCCUGGCACCCCUGGCGGGUACUCUGAUGAUCCUUGCUAGCUGCUCUUCCUCCAUGGCAUUUGCCACAGCAAGAUAACAGCUAGCAAGACCCUCUGAAGGAAUCAUCUGCUCUCAGUUUCUCUGAUGUUUGCUGCGGCUGCCUCCACCAGUACUAGAAGAUUGCCAAGAAAGGAGCUGAGCUUACUUCCCUGGGGAGGAUGGUUCAGGGCUGGGAUUCUGCUACACCGAAGGCUCUGUAUCAAGUACCACCCAGCAUCACCUCUCUUUGGCUGACAAGAUCCUUAGCAUGGUUUACCUCCAGAAGAUCUAGGGACAUGCCUGGCAGGCUCAUAUGGAAGGGGCUGAUGCAUGACAGUAUUUAUUAGAUCAUUACUGUGCUUGUAUUGAUUGACUUUCAGGGUACCAUGCUAUAUAUUGGGGUGUUGCACUUCUUUCAGCUUGGACUGAAUUCCAUUUCAGUAAUGCUCUCAAGGGCCACACAGCAGUGGUGAGUUGAGCUGAAGGCAAAAGUGGUGGGGCUGGAUUGGGACCUCAGUCCUGAGCUGCAUCUCCGCUAGAAAAACUUACAUAGAGAGAGUUGUACUGUGCCCACAUCUGAGAUCAUUGCUGUCGAGGAAACAGAAAUCGAUACGAAACAAUCUAAUACUGGAAAAUGGCAAAAAAUGGCAAAGCCACAUGCAUUCACAGUGUACUAUGUGAAGAGGGCACAACAUCACCGCUGGCGGUGCAACAACGUGACAUUUUGGUGCACUGAGGAACAACUCUGUAAUCGGUGGAUGAACGCACUAAAAGAAUUACUUGAUCUCCAGAUCUCUAGACCAAAGCACUUGCUUGUAUAUAUUAAUCCAUAUGGUGGAAAACGACAAGGAGAGAAGAUAUAUGAACAAAAAGUAGCUCCACUGUUUAGUCUGGCUUCCAUCUCCACUGACGUUAUAGUCACGGAACAUGCCAAUCAUGCUAAGGAUAGCUUACUUGAAGUUAAUCUAAAGAAAUAUGAUGGUGUUGUUUGUGUUGGUGGGGAUGGAAUGUUCAGUGAAGUGGUGCAUGGUCUGAUUGGAAGAACGCAGAAAGACUCUGGCAUAGAUCAAAAUAAUCCCAAAGCACCAUUAGUCCAGUGCGAUAUCAGAGUUGGCAUAAUCCCUGCGGGUUCAACGGAUUGCAUAUGUUAUGCAACAGUUGGCAUCAAUGAUCCAGUAACGUCAGCAUUACAUAUCAUUGUGGGAGACACUCAGCCUCUGGAUGUCUCUUCAGUGCAUCGCAAUAAUACAUUUCUGAAAUACUGUGUGUCACUAUUGGGUUAUGGUUUUUACGGAGAUGUAUUAAAAGACAGUGAAGAGAAGCGCUGGAUGGGUCCUGCCAGAUAUGACUUCGCAGGUAUCAAGACCUUUCUUUCCCAUCAUUAUUAUGAAGGAACAAUAUCUUUCCUGCUGGCAUCACACACUGUGGGAUCUCCAAGAGAUAAAAAGUACUGCAGAACUGGGUGUCGUAUUUGCAAGCAAAGUAAACAACAGCUGGAAAAAGAAAAGCGGAAAUAUGGAAAGGAAAUUAAAGGGGAUGAAGAAGGAGAAUGGAAGGUUAUUAGAGGAAAGUUUCUAGCCAUCAAUGCAGCAAACAUAAGUUGUGCCUGUCCACGGAGUCCUAAAGGCCUUUCACCAGCUGCUCACUUGGCAGAUGGCUCUGCAGACCUCAUUCUAGUUCGGAAAUGCUCCCGGUUCAAUUUCCUAAGGUACCUCAUAAGGCACACUAACCAGGACGAUCAGUUUGACUUUGACUUUGUGGAGGUUUAUCGGAUCAAGAAGUUUCAGUUCACAUCAAAGCAUUUUGAAGAGGCCGACAAUGAUCCCAUGGGUACGCGGAAGAAACACUUCGGCCAGUUCUGCAGAGACCAUCCUGCUUGUUGCUGUGUGCUUCCCAACAGUACGUGGAACUGCGAUGGAGAAACUCUAGAUAGCUCAACGAUUGAAGUCAAGGUUCACUGUCAAUUAAUAAAACUCUUUGCAAGAGGAAUAGAGAAGAAAUCCAAACACCAAGCAACUUACCUGAGUAAUUAAUUGAAGUCAGCCGUCCAUGAAAAUUAGACAGCAGAAGGCAACUGCCUGGACAAAUAAGCAUUUCAGGGACGUUAAUAAAUAUGCUUUAAAACGGAAUAUAUUUUUGCAGUUAAAUAUUAAUUUUGGCAAUAUCACUUUUGUGUGAAUGUCUUCAAAAACUUUAGAUUUUAUGCAGGUCAGGCUGUUGUUCUUAAAGAAAUGUACUGUGUGAUACAGGGAAUGGCAAUUGGAUUGUUUUCACUCUUUUCCUUUUUGAAGAGCUAAUUCUAUGACUGUAUUGCUGUAGUAGCUAGGCAUGCAAUCCAGUGGCAUCAAUCAGCCCUGUAAAUAAGCCUAUGAAAGUUACUAGCCUGCACAUUUUUUUACUGGCCUAGUCAGAAUUUAAUUUAUUGUGUUUCCAUGCCCCUUCUCCUCAGCUAGCAUGAAAACACCUGAUAUCAGCUUCUUUGCAGGCUGGUUUGAAAUAGACGUUGCCUUCUACCUGUAUGGUAGACCUGUCCCUCCUGAGCCAGCCCAACCUCUUACCUGCACAGGAUUGUAUCCACUCUCCUGUACAGAAUUUCUUGCUGCCCUUACCUUCCAGGUGAGUGGUGUACAAGCCCGCAUGAAAUUCAGUGGGAGGCUUACCAUUGACUUCAGUGAGAUGGGGUUUCACAUCCUUGAGAGCAUAGUACAAACAAUUUCUCUCAAGCUCUCCUCCUGAGAAAAGAUAAUUUAAACAGGUUGGAGUAUUAUAUAUAAAGGAGUGACUGAAUUAUGACUAUUUUGUAGCUGUGGGAUUUGAAGCCCUCCAAAGUAACAAAGUUAUACUGCUGCUGCUGCUUCGGUUUCUCCUGAAAUUAACAGCAAAAUCAUUCAUUUCUUGAGUGUGGCCGCAUUUUGCAACAUAUCAAUGCAAUCCAAAUGCACAUUCCUGGCUUUAAGGAAUGUCUGUGUAUGUACAUUGUAAAACAUAUUUGCAUACAAAAACACAUUGUAGCUACAAGAAGCCCCUUGCUUUUCUCUUUAAAGGGUUAUCUGUGAAGGGCUGUCUGAAACUGUGUAUGGCCAGAGCAAGCCCAAAGAGCUCAGGUGAUGCACCCCUGGGCAACAAGAAAGGAUCGAAAGAAAAACAUCCAAUACACAUAUUACAAGGCACUGUAGCUCUCAUUUUCUACUGUAGCGGAGUCUAACUUUGCUUCUAUAAAUAGAACAGAGUUCACAUUCAUGGAAUGGCUUUAUUAUUAUUUUUUACUCCCAUUCCCCCUCCCCCAUAGUCCCUUGGAUCAAGCCCCCCCGCCAGCUGCGCUGGAUGAUGGGAAAUGAAGCAUUAGAAGGGAAGCUACAAAUGCAAUGCAGAGUUGGGGGAAAUUGUCCCCUGCCCUUCCUUUCCUUGGUAAGCGGCUGUAACCUAGCAGCAGAGUACAUGCUUUGCCUGCAGACCACCCCGAUUCCAUCCUGGUGUCUCGAGGUAGGGCUGGAAACACCCACCUGCAACCCCGGAGAUGCACAGCUGCCACUCAGUGUCAACAAUGCUGGCCUGGAGGGACCAGCAGCCUGACUCCAUAUAAGGCAGCUUCUUCCAUUCCUCUGAACAGAGGAACAAUGUGAAAGCCCAGUCAGUGUCUCCUUCCUGGUCAAAGCCAAUUUGUACAAUCAGUAGUACCAAGUGAAAAAAUAAUUAUUUGAUGAUUUUUGGGAGAUGACUGAAGACACUGCUCAUUUCCUAAGCUUUUAAUCUUGUUUGAGGCAUGCUGCUACUGAAGCUGAAUUUGAUUGUUUUUAUCCGUUUGAUUUUGGGUUGGUUUGACCUUUGUUAGAGCCCUUAAGAAUACUUGUUAAUGAGAGGCAAGAUACAAAUAUUUUAAAUAUCUAACUCUUUUUCUGGCUGGUGAGUGAUUGUGCAUUUGAAUUCUCCCCACGAAAGCAACUCCCUUCGCAUCAAGCACAUUGGAAAGAAGGCUUCUACAUGCAAUAAUUUGUUUUGCAGGGAAGCAUACAAACGAUUGAUUCCCUCUCAACUCUGCCCAUUGGAUAAAUAAGCCCAGAGUGGCAUCAGCUUCUAGAAUAUUUUGUGGCCCCAAAUAGUUUCUCUUUGUGGAGUGGAGUUUUUGAAUGUUGAGACUGAGCCAGUGAUGAGGCUGGCGACAUCCAUUCAAUAACUACCAAAAUGUAGAAAUCAAGAAGAGGAUAUUUAUUUUGAUACGUGAAACUGGCAUUGGAUGUACUCUUGGCAUGGCCCUUACUGUUGGCAGCAAAAGGGGGGAAAGGGCUCCCUUGUAAAGGUUUGCGAUGAUAAUGGAAAUGUAUUCAUACCUUUUGCGGAGGGUGUACACAGGGUGGACCAAACUCUGCUCUUCUGGCUUUUAACUUGUAAAGUUGGGAAAUGAAUGGAGUAUUAUUUGUUCUUCCUUUCUUUUUUCUUCUGAGUGUACACUUGAGAAUUUCCUUCUUUCCAAACAGCCAACGCUGUGACCCCAAGUGCACUUACUAGGAAGCAAGUUCUAUUGAACUCAAUGAGACUUGACUUCCAAAUAAAUGCAUAAAAUGCACUGCAAGUGUUCUAGGUUUGCUUGAUUUCCUUACGUUUCAGUCACAUCCAGUUAAAGUGCAUUCCAAAGCUUGGUAGCAAUUCUUUGUUUCUACCACCAGAGACCUUCUGUAAUGAGAAACUUGUUUUGAACAAAGAUGUCCUCAGUCCUCUGUGGCUUUUUCAGAAUGUAGGGUAGAGAAGACAGUGGACUCGGUUCCCAUGUCAGUAAAAUGUUUCUAAGGGACUUGAUCCACUGGGUGCUCUCACCAUAGAUAACUGCUUGGAAAUCAGCCCUGCUGCCUUUAUAUCUGAGUCCUGAGCAAUGAGUGGAGAAUUAGUGAUUGGCAUCAAAAAGUUAAUAUACCGACUACAACUGUGUGCCAUUUCUAAACGACUGUGUCUGUUGUGUAAUUCAGGUUUGGGCAAUUUGAGUCCCACCAGGUAUGUAGGGCUGCAAGUUGCUCACCUCUGAUCCGUUAGUACAUGUUGGCUCCAAUCCAGGGCUCCCACAUUGCUUUCCAUUUAUUUCUUUGUACUUCCAUGUGUAUGUUGCAGCCUCAUCAAUUGAAGUGAAUUAGAGUGCAUUGGAGUUGACAGUUACAUGUGUUUUUAUGGCAACAGAAUGUAUGGAGCACUAGAUUGCAGCCUUUGAAAGGAUUUUUCAUUUGCAGUCCAUUAAAAGCAAGUUUAAAUUGUUGUUAUAUGUUGUUUCCUUGAAUUCCUUGAAUAAAUUUUCACGUGUGAUACCGGUUUAUAGGCUUUAGCAGUAUGGUUCUAGUACUGCGGAAGGAAUGCUGUCUUGGCUUAGAAAAGAAUGCUGUCUUUUCUUAAAAUGUUUUAGGCACACUGCAUAUCAAUUGGUAUUUCAUCCUUUAAAAAGUCUAAAAAUCACACAGUUCUUCCAACUGGAAGCUGGUUUGUUGAAGAAUUAAUACUGCUGAAUUAUACCAGGAGAAGUAAAGAUGAAUGCCAAUUAAAUGAAAGUAGAAAACAGCUUGAUAAACAGUUGAAAACUGUCCAGUGAAAAUGCUGAUUUCAGAAAAGCUAGCAGGAAGUGAGUUUUUAAUCAGCAUUUGGUGUCCCACAUGACAUAAGGACUGUGUUGACAGCUGAAUGUUGCCCACCAGUAUGGUAUACUGGUUAGAGUACUGGACUUGGACUCAGGAGAUCUAGUUGUAGUCCCUAUUCAGCAGUGAAAUUCACUGAUUUUGUGGCAGUCUCUGACUCUCAGUCUAACCUACCUCACAAGGUUGUUCUAAGGAUAAAAUUAAGAGAAAGGAGAAAGAGAAAGUAUUAUGUAAGCACCUUGGAAAGCGCCUUUCUACAAGCGCUUUUCUUGUAGGAAAAGGGUGGGGUAUAAAUAUAAUAAAUAAAUAUGAUCAGCCUUACAUGGUAGUCCAAAUCUGUGUGGAUUCUCUUCCACUACAAAGAACAGGCAAUGCAGAUAAACAGUUAUAAACGUGGCUCUUGGGAAUGAGGAAAUUGAAUAUCUAAUGUAUUUCCACAAAUUAGGUUAAAAGUUGACACUGUUCUCUCAAAUGGCUUUCUCUGAAUGGUCUAUCCUGAAACUGAUAUUUAUCUGUGUGGGUUCAUAUUUAACGAAGCACAAUCCAUGCUUAACGUGGUGCAUUCGACAUUUCUUACUACGAGAGAGCUCUGUGCCUAUUGGGCAUUACCCAGUGCAUGCUGCUUGAGAGUAAGGUCCACUGACCUCAGUGGGGCUUGUUGCCUAGUAAAUGUGCGAAGAACGGGAUACACAUGACUGCUUAAAGCUUACUUAAAACUAGAUUGAGCAAUCCCAUCACGGGCGUUGCUGGGGGGAGAUUCUGUGUUAGCUUGUUGAAAGGACAAGCAGGUGUCUUGAUCAAUCUUGCUGGCUUCAAGAUUGAAGACCACAUGUGUUCUUUUGUGCUGAAAAGAAUUCUUCCGAAAAAUAAAACAGUUAUGUUACAGA
Molecule: messenger RNA, 6581 nt
Organism: Varanus komodoensis (Komodo dragon)
Lineage: Eukaryota; Metazoa; Chordata; Lepidosauria; Squamata; Varanidae
Gene: CERK
Product: ceramide kinase
Exons: 14
Coding region: 727-2115 (462 amino acids)
Molecular function (GO): kinase activity
Source: RefSeq, a predicted model, not a curated record